Molecule: messenger RNA, 1349 nt
Organism: Alnus glutinosa
Lineage: Eukaryota; Viridiplantae; Streptophyta; Magnoliopsida; Fagales; Betulaceae
Product: gibberellin 20 oxidase 2-like
Exons: 3
Coding region: 26-1144 (372 amino acids)
Biological process (GO): response to light stimulus; flower development; gibberellin biosynthetic process
Molecular function (GO): gibberellin 20-oxidase activity
Source: RefSeq, a predicted model, not a curated record
ACUACACUUGUACUUUUCUAUCCCAAUGGACUCAAGUGCCUCUCCACUUUCCGCUUCCCCUGCUGCAAAGCGAGAUGAUCAGAGAGACCAUGGGGAUUCAUUUCUUCAGAAACAAUCCUAUGUGCCCAGAAAUUACAUUUGGCCAAAAGGGGACUUGGUGGAAGCUCAUGAAGAGCUUCGGGAGCCAAUUGUGGAUCUUGAUGGUUUCUUUAGGGGUGACUGGUUGGCAACAAAGCAUGCUGCAAUGCGCAUUAGGGCAGCCUGCAUGAGCCAUGGUUUCUUCCAAGUAACGAGCCAUGGGGUCGAUCCUCGUCUCAUAAAGCUUGCGCACGAUCAUAUGGACCUUUUUUUUAAGCUUCCAAUCAGCAUUAAACAUAGGGCUCGGAAGAUGCCUGGCAAAAUGUGGGGCUAUUCUGGUGCUCAUGUGGACCGUUUUUCGUCAAAAUUACCAUGGAAGGAGACAUUAUCCUUCAGUUUCCAUGAGAACGAUUCUGACCAAGUUGUGGAAGAUUUCUUCAAAUCCACCCUAGGAAUGGAUUUUGAGCAGACAGGAAUUGUAUACCAAAAGUAUUGUGAAGCAAUGAAGGACGUAUCACUUGCAAUCAUGGAACUACUAGCAAUCAGCUUGGGAGUCCAUCGAUUGCAUUACAAAGAGUUUUUCCAAGAUGGUUGCUCUAUAAUGCGAUGCAACAACUACCCACCUUGCCCAGAGCCAGGCCUCGCCAUUGGCACGGGACCCCAUUGCGAUCCCACAUCGCUAACAAUACUCCACCAGGACCAAGUUGGAGGUCUUGAAGUAUUUGCAAACAACAAAUGGCAGACUGUUCGACCUUGUCAUGAUGCACUAGUCGUUAACAUCGGUGAUACUUUCAUGGCAUUAUCCAAUGGAAGAUACAAGAGUUGCCUGCAUAGAGCAGUGGUUAACCGGUACAAGGAGAGGAGAUCGUUGGCAUUCUUUCUGUGCCCAAGAGAAGACAAGGUGGUGAGACCCCCAGAGGAUCUUGUAUGUGGCGAUGGGACAAGAGCUUACCCGGAUUUCACAUGGUCAGAAUUGCUCGAAUUCACUCAAAAGCACUACAGAGCCGACGACGCUACCCUACAAAACUUCACCAAAUGGCUCCUAUCUACCAAAACACUUGUUUAAAUAUAUAUUAUUAGCCCUCUCAUUAAUUAUAUGUCUUCUUUAAUCUUUAUAUAGCUAGGGAUAUAUCCAGUACUACUUAAUCGACCUACAAUAAGAAAAAGGGUAAUGACUAAUGAUUAUGAUCUGGUCGAUCGAUCUACUGUAAACAAGUUGUUGCUCCACUACUGUUUAUUUGGGUUUAUGAGAGGAUAAAUUAAUACAUAUA